Molecule: messenger RNA, 675 nt
Organism: Soboliphyme baturini
Lineage: Eukaryota; Metazoa; Nematoda; Enoplea; Dioctophymatida; Soboliphymatidae
Source: the annotation of a GenBank genome assembly
AUGGCUCGUAAGCCGUCAGUUCCGGAAGAUUCAAUCCCACCUCAUCGAAAUCACGUAUUUUUGUCACUGAACCGUUUCGAGAGGAAAAAGAAUCACGCGUUGGCCAUACGUGCUCUCGGUACGCAUUUUACUGUUGUGCCAAGCUUUACGUUGAAGAAUUCGUUUCUAGGAGUUUUGCAGUCGCAGCUUUCAGAGCAAUUUUGGGACGAGGUCCAUUUGGUCAUCGCCGGAGGUUAUGAUCUGAACUUGCCGGAAAACGUGGCCCAUUUCUUUGAGUUGCAACGGUUGGUGGAAAACCUUGGCCUCACUAGUCAUGUAACUCUGCUCAGGUCUCCGUCCGAGGAAGCUAAAGUUGCCCUGUUGAUGGUUUCCACCGCCCUACUGUACACACCGGAAAACGAGCAUUUCGGAAUCGUACCCCUGGAAGCAAUGUUUUGCGAAACACCCGUAAUCGCCUGCAACUCCGGCGGACCGCUUGAAACCGUUGAAAAUGAAAAGUCUGGCUUCCUCGUUCCUUCAGAAAGUAACUGCUUUGCGGAGAGCAUGCAAUUCUUCCUACAGAAGCCGUCGAAGAAGGUCGAAUUUGGAUCCAGUGGCCACAAAAGGGUUAUUGAAAAGUUUUCUUCCAACGUUUUUUCUGAACAGCUGUGCCUUAUUUGCAAAGAAUUGUUGUAA